Messenger RNA from Eutrema salsugineum, 2266 nucleotides. RefSeq lists its product as uncharacterized. The record is from RefSeq and is a predicted model, not a curated record. NCBI's taxonomy places the organism in Eukaryota, Viridiplantae, Streptophyta, Magnoliopsida, Brassicales, Brassicaceae. Bases 340 to 2052 code for a protein of 570 amino acids. The transcript is spliced from 2 exons.
AAACACCGUAACUUCAUCAUCAACCUUCCCAUCUUUCUUACGCAAUUACAACUUUAACGCCUUUCUCUCUUUCUCCACCGUGAAUGUCGAGCAAGUCAAUGUUCUGGGAAGGAGAAGCUCUCUGCUUUUCUGCUUCUCGCUAAAUUUUUCCGAAAUUAGGAAACAGAGAGAGAGAGGGAGGUGCAGAGGAACGGUGGUUUUCGCAGUUCCCGGUGAUUUUAUCCUUUAUUUCUCUAAAUCGGAGAAUUGGAGCUUCACCCACUGCAAAUCAACUCUUGGGUUUUUGUGGGGUUCUCUGAAUUUUCGAGAUUCCAGAGAGAAUUUUUGAGUUUCCACAAGAUGUUUGGGUUUGGGUGUGACUGCUUUUACUGGAGCCAAGGAAUCUCCGAGUUUGAAAUGGAAUCUUCGGAGCCAAAGCCUUUCUCGCUUCCGUCUCCUCUUCCUUGCUGGCCACAAGGUCAAGGCUUUGCCACGGGAAGAAUAAACCUAGGAGGAUUAGAAGUGGCGAAAAUCACUAAGUUCCAUAAAGUUUGGAGCUCUGAUUCAUCGCACGGAAAAUCAAAACGUGCAACAUUUUACAGAGCCGAUGAAGUUCCAGAAGGUUUCCACUGCCUUGGUCACUAUUGCCAGCCAACCGAUCAGCCCUUGAGAGGUUAUGUACUUGCAGCUCGGGCUAGCAAACCCGUCAAUGCUGAUGAUGACCUCCCGCCCCUGAAAAAGCCUCUGAGUUAUUCUUUAGUUUGGAGUACAGAUUCAGAGAAAAAUGGCAGUGGCUAUUUCUGGCUACCUAAUCCUCCGGUUGGCUACAAAGCAGUGGGAGUUGUUGUAACCGAUGAACCAGAGGAACCUGAAACAGAGGAGGUUAGAUGUGUAAGAGAGGAUCUUACAGAGAGUUGUGAAACCUCUGAGAUAAUACUUGAGGUUGGUUCUUCAAAGAAGUCGAACCACUCUGAUUCUCCUUUUAGUGUAUGGAGCAUCCUACCUUGCGAGAGAGGGAUGCGGUCACAAGGUGUAGCUGUUGGCUCAUUCUUUUGCUGCACUUAUGAUCUGUCGUCUGGUAGAACGGUCCGUGACAUUGCAUGCUUAAAGAAUCUUGAUCAUACCUUACACGCGAUGCCAAAUCUCGACCAGGUCCACGCGGUUAUCGAACACUACGGACCAACAGUCUACUUCCACCCGGAAGAGACUUACAUGCCUUCCUCUGUUUCAUGGUUUUUCAAAAAUGGAGCUUUGUUAUAUCGGUCAGGGAAAUCGCAAGGAGAACCGAUUAACUCCACAGGCUCGAACUUGCCUGUUGGAGGGUGUAAUGAUAUGGAGUUCUGGAUAGAUCUUCCCAAAGACGAAGAAGCAAAGAGUAAUCUAAAGAAAGGAAACCUAGAAAGCUCUGAGCUUUACGUUCAUGUAAAACCAGCACUUGGUGGAACAUUCACCGACAUAGUGAUGUGGAUUUUUUGCCCCUUUAACGGCCCGGCCACACUCAAAAUCGGGCUGUUCACUUUACCUAUGACCCGAAUAGGAGAACACGUAGGUGAUUGGGAACAUUUCACUUUCCGAGUAUGCAAUUUCUCUGGUGAGCUUUGGCAAAUGUUCUUCUCUCAGCAUAGUGGCGGUGGUUGGGUUGAUGCGUCAGAUAUUGAGUUUGUUGAAGGCAACAAAGCGGCUGUGUACUCAUCGAAACACGGCCAUGCUAGCUUCCCUCACCCAGGAAUGUAUCUCCAAGGCUCGUCCAAGCUCGGGAUUGGAGUGAGGAACGACGUUGCGAAAAGUAAGUACAUUUUGGAUUCUAGCCAAAGGUAUGUGAUUGUAGCAGCUGAGUAUUUAGGUAAAGACGCUGUGGCUGAGCCGUGCUGGUUACAGUAUAUGAGAGAAUGGGGUCCAAUCAUAGCCUAUGAUUCAGGGUCUGAGAUCAAUAAGAUCAUGAAUCUUCUUCCUUUGGUUGUUAGGUUCUCUAUCGAGAACAUUGUAGAUUUGUUUCCCAUUGCUCUUUAUGGAGAAGAAGGCCCCACUGGACCAAAGGAGAAGGAUAACUGGGAGGGAGAUGAGUUAUGUUGAAAGAAGAAAGCUUCUUUUUGAAGAAAAGAUACCGAGUUCUAAGUUUCCAUUGUUUGUUUGUUCAUGGAAGUUUCACAUGAAACUUCAGUUAAAAAAAAAACAAAAUCUACCAAAAAGGUUUCAUUUUGUUAAAAUUUAAUUUCUACAUUUACUUUUCUAAAGUGUUUGUGUAAAUUGAUGGUAAUGUGCAUGGAUUGACAUAACAACUCUUGGA